AUGGCCGAGAAGUGCGACUGCAUCGCCAGCAUGUACGGCUACGACCUGGGCUGCCGCUUCGUUAACUUCCGUCCCUUGGGCUUUGGGGCCAACGGGCUGGUGCUGUCGGCCCUCGACAGCAAGAGCUGCCGCAAAGUGGCGGUGAAGAAGAUCACCAUCAGCGACGCGCGGAGCAUGAAGCACGCCUUCCGGGAGAUCAAGAUCAUCCGCAGGCUGGAGCACGACAACAUCGUCAAGGUGUACGAGGUGCUGGGGCCGAAGGGGACCAACCUGCGCGGGGACUUCUUCAAGUUCAACGUGGUGUACAUCGUCCAGGAGUACAUGGAGACGGACCUGGCUCGCCUGCUGGAGCAGGGGAAGCUCGCCGAGGAGCACGCCAAGCUCUUCAUGUACCAGCUGCUCCGGGGGCUCAAGUACAUCCACUCGGCCAACGUGCUCCACCGAGACCUCAAGCCGGCCAAUAUUUUCAUCAGCACGGAGGACCUGGUGUUGAAGAUCGGCGAUUUCGGGCUCGCCAGGAUUGUGGAUCAGCAUUACUCCCAUAAGGGUUACCUUUCGGAAGGCUUGGUAACCAAGUGGUACCGCUCCCCUCGCCUCCUCCUCUCGCCAAACAACUACACCAAAGCCAUCGACAUGUGGGCGGCCGGCUGCAUCCUGGCGGAGAUGCUGACGGGAAGGAUGCUCUUCGCUGGUGGUCACGAGCUGGAGCAGAUGCAGCUCAUUCUGGAGACGAUCCCCGUCAUCCACGAGGAAGACAAAGAGGAGCUGCUCAAGGUGAUGCCCAGCUUCAUCAACAGCACCUGGGAAGUGAGGAAGCCGCUGCGCAAGCUGCUCCCCGAGGUGGACAGCGAAGCUAUCGAUUUCCUGGAGAAAAUACUGACAUUUAACCCCAUGGAUCGAUUAACGGCUGAGAUGGGGCUGCAGCAUCCUUACAUGAGCCCCUAUUCCUGCCCUGAGGACGAACCGGUGUCUCAGCAUCCGUUCCGGAUUGAGGAUGAGAUUGAUGAUAUUUUACUGAUGGAAGCCAACCAGAGCCAGAUGUCGAACUGGGACAGGUAUCACGUCAGCCUCUCCUCUGAUUUGGACUGGAGGCACGAUAAAUACCACGACAUGGAUGAGGUUCAGCGGGACCCACGGGCAGGGUCGGAAUCCAUCGCUGAGGAAGCCCAAGUCGAUCCACGGAAAUAUUCACAGAGCAGCUCGGAGAGGUUCUUGGAGCUAUCUCACUCCUCGAUGGACCGCGUUUUUGACGCCGACUGCGGGAAAUCCUGUGAUUACAAAGUGGGGUCACCUUCUUACCUGGACAAAUUGCUGUGGAGAGACAAUAAGCCCCACCACUACUCGGAGCCCAAGCUGAUUUUAGAUUUAUCCCACUGGAAAAGAGCAACCAUAGCACCCGAAACUGAGCUGUCUCUGGAAGAAGAACCAUCCAACCUCUUUCUGGAGAUUGCUCAGUGGGUGAAGAGCACGCAGGUGGGUCUCGAGUGUCCCAGUACUCUUCCGGAGAUUCAGGAGCGGAGGCUGCCGUCUCCGCCUCACCACCUCCACCAGGAAACCAAGGAGGUGAACACCGAAACAGACCCCGAGUUUAACUUGGACGUCUUCAUCUCCAGGGCGCUGAAACUUUGCACAAAACCCGAGGAUCUUCCAGACAACAAGCUCAAUGACAUCAACGGGGCCUGCAUAUCCGAGCACCCCAGCGAGAUUGUACAAACAGAGGUGUACCAGAAAGAGCGAUGGUGAGGAACCCCAGCCUGGAAAACCCCGCCGUACCUCCCCGUUCCUCUCUGAUAGCGUGGCCGAUGCCCCGGGCUGAGCGGCUUCUGUCUGUCGUUGAGCAUCCCUUUUUUACGCUGUUCUGAAUGCCUUUUUCUGAAAAGGCAAGCACAAACCACGUGCCCCUUUUGAUGCCUUAGAAAUGCAUUUAAGGGAAUCAAGAGGUGUGAACGGAAUCUUGAGUUUCUUCCACUGCCUUAACAAGCUUGCCUUGCAAUCUCUGGGACCUGUUUGAAACUUAAAUGUACAGCGGAGAGAUGACGGUACAUGCUAAGUUUGCAAACAGAGGUCAAAUCAACUUCUUCUCCUUUCUUUUCCCAUAGCAUCUUAAAAUGACAAGGACAAAAUCAGCAUUUUAUUAUGGUCACAUCCUCUCCUGGUUUGACGGGUUCCAAACAUGCCAAACUUUGAGCUCCUCCGAGGCCCCCGUGUGAGUACAAUCGGUGCGGAG
Molecule: messenger RNA, 2227 nt
Organism: Cygnus atratus (black swan)
Lineage: Eukaryota; Metazoa; Chordata; Aves; Anseriformes; Anatidae
Gene: MAPK4
Product: mitogen-activated protein kinase 4
Exons: 5
Coding region: 1-1743 (580 amino acids)
Biological process (GO): cell surface receptor signaling pathway; intracellular signal transduction; protein phosphorylation
Cellular component (GO): cytoplasm; nucleus
Molecular function (GO): MAP kinase activity; ATP binding
Source: RefSeq, a predicted model, not a curated record